CGUGACCCUAAGAAAACUUGAAAUUUCUCCGAGACGGGAAACCCCGGUUUUCCGACUCGGCCAGCUCCAUUAGUGAGUGCCCUUUGGUUCAUCGAAUUGAGAGCAUGACGAUCAUCCCGACCUCUAGAGAGCAUUCUAGUCAUCAUCUAUGAUUGAAUGCAAUCAUCUUCAAGCAGUCUAUUGAGAAAGUCCUUCCUACCCAAUACUCUCCCCUUGUUCACGCGAAUCACCAUCAUACCGAGCUAUAAGAUGACGUCCCAGAAGUCCGUUGCAGAGGUUCCGCGUUCUAUACUUCCUCGCUUAACCUGGAACGGCUCUUCUACCCGGACAGUCCCUUCACCUCAGAGCGCCAUUCUCUCAACAAGGCAACAGCAGAAAACGGUACGCAUACACAGCUGGAACUCCACCGGGCGACAGCUACAUACACUUACCGCCUCCCCUCACUCUUCCACCUUCAUUGCGGCAACACUUCGAGGGACGCCGACGUUCUCAUCAUCGUUAUCCCGGCGAUUACCAACAAGCUAUACGUUCUGUCAACCAGCAGUGGAGCUCACAGGGAAUUCUAUCCGAUAUAAUGGUGUUUAUGUUGCUACCUUCAAACCAGCUCGACGCGCUUUUCAUGCCUCAGCCCCCAAAGAAAGAGACCACCAUUUCGAUACGUUGAAGUUCGUCCAGCGGUUGAAGGAUGAGGGUUUCAGUGAGGAACAGGCUGUCGCCAUGAUGCGAGUCUUAAACGAUGUUAUUCAGGAAUCUAUUCAGAAUUUAACCCGGACAAUGGUCCUUAGAGAAGAUACCGAGAGAUCGACGUAUACUCAAAAAGUUGACUUCGCCAAACUUCGCUCUGAAUUACUCAACGCUGAUUCAACCGAAGCGCAACUGACACGUUCGUCACAUGAGAAGAUUGCUGCGGAUCUAGCUAAGCUAAACUCAAGGCUCCGGGAUGAGAUCGGACGCACGCAAGCAUCAGUUCGUCUGGAUCUGAACCUUGAGAAAGGUCGUAUCCGAGAAGAAGCAAAUGGCCAGGAAAUGCGAAUAAAAGAGACAGAAACGAGAAUAGAACAGGAAGUUGCAGGGCUGAGAGAACGUGUAGAGGCUGUGAAGUUCUCCACGCUGCAGUGGCUGAUGGGUGUCUGCACCGGUACCGCCGCUCUGAUAUUGGGUGCCUGGCGUCUUUUCAUGUGAGCUGAUGAUUUGGUUGAGAAAAGGAAGAAAGCGAAAGAAAAAUUGUCCCAUUGACGCGGCUUUUCUAGCUUGGUCAAGAGCUCAACAUAUUGUAUACUAACUUCUCCGUCCUCUGGUAUUGAUUUUUAAAGACAGAUCCAGAGCAGGCGCGCUUUGUCUUCACUUCAUUUCUUAUGUUAUGAUAAGUGACAGCAUGGCCUCUGUUGCUACUUUGGCAUUGAGGUCUUUGUUUAUUGGGAGCGAAAAUGAAUCUAGGCCCCUAGAGCUAUGUUACGUAGUAGUGGGCGUAAUUUACUAGAGGGCAGAAUAAGCCAUAUUGAUGCAGCAGCUGGCUCGUCGGCGCGCCCACUGUGAGGAACAUUGGAGCGCGCGAGUAAAUCCAGUCCGGAGGACUAACGCACGUAAACGCC
This is a messenger RNA of Aspergillus alliaceus, 1592 nucleotides long. RefSeq names its product CCDC90 family protein. The transcript has 3 exons. Gene Ontology annotation, cellular component: mitochondrion. The record is from RefSeq and is a predicted model, not a curated record. The coding region runs from base 157 to 1182 and encodes 341 amino acids. Lineage: Eukaryota; Fungi; Ascomycota; Eurotiomycetes; Eurotiales; Aspergillaceae.